AUGCAACUUUUUCUAUUGAUCUUUUUAGUCCUCAUGGAAUCCUCGUCUCAAGAAAAAAAUUCUACAGAAGAAUCUGGAUUUGCCAAGCCCUUAAGACAUGGGAAAACGUGAGUUUUCGCUUCAAAAAUUUAUUUUUCAAAUAAAAAUUCCUUAGAUUCGCGAAUCCUCCAUCAUUCAAAAAUUGGGGAGGUCUUCCCGGUCCGCGGGAAGGUUUUCGCUACAAAUUCCUCGAAACUGAUAAUGAAAAUGUGCCGAAAAAUGCGGAAGAAUUGGAUGAAACAAUACCAAUCAAGAAUUUGACGAAGUUCGAGAGCAAAAGCAAACUUUUUGCCACCUGGUUAGGUCAUGCUACAGUACUUCUAAACAUUGAAGGUGCAACUGUUAUAACUGAUCCAAUUUGGGCUCAAAGAGCAUCGUUUAUUUCGUUUGUUGGUCCGAAAAGAUACAGGCCUCCCCCGAUGAAAAUUGAGGAUUUACCAAAAUUGGAUUAUGGUGUUAUUUCGCAUGAUCAUUAUGAUCAUUUGGAUUAUGAAGCGGUGAAGAAAAUUACAGAGUUAGUUCAGAGCGAUUUUCCGACUUUUUAAGAAAAUUUUGGAAAAAAUACAAGUCGGAAAACUUUUGGUCGGAAAAUUUUUCCGACUAAUAUUUUCGGAAAAAGUUAUUUUCCGAAAAUUUUCUGAGACUAGUAAUUUUCCGAAAAAAUGGAAAAAUAGGUGAUUUUCAGGAAUUUUUGCUAAUUUUAUCACAAAAUAAUUUUGGUAAUUGUGAAAAAUAUAAGAAGUUGUUAGUAAUAUUUAACAAAAGUGACAAAAUAUCGUGAAAACUGCCGAAUUUGUUGAAAUUUUUUCCGAUUUUCCCAAAAAUUAAGUCGGAAAAAACAGUCGGAAAACUUUUUUCCGAAAAUAAAAUUCGGAAAAUAACUUCGGAAAACUUUUUCCGACCGGAUGGAUUCGGAAAAACAUGGGUUUCCGAAAUUUUCCGAAAACCAGGGGCUCAAAACCUCACUGAAAAUCGGAAUUUUCAGAAUGAACCCCCUCGAUUCGAUGGUUUGUCCCCCUGGGUAUGAAAUCCUGGAUGGAAUCUGCUGGAAUCACCAAAAUCAGCCCCUCAAAUCCCGAUCUCAUCACUGAAAUGAACUGGGGUGAAAGUGUGAAGGUGAAAAAGGACGGAAAAGAUUUCGAAAUUUGGUGUGUUCCCGCUCAACAUUGGGGACAACGUGGUCCUUUUGAUAGAAAUCAUGUAAGCCUUGUUUUCUAGAGGGGGAAAAUCGUAUGAAGCUUACAAGGCACAGGCUUCCAGACUUCGCAUUUUUUCGAGAAAAAACCAUUUUUUUUGUAGAGAUUAUGGUCAGGAUGGUCCGUUGUGGGACCAACAAAACGAUUCUAUUAUUCUGGAGACACCGGCUUCUGUGAGAGUGAAUUCCAAAAAAUCGGCGAUAAAUUGGGACCUUUUGAUUUGGCCGCAAUUCCGAUUGGAGCCUAUGAGCCAAAGUGAGAUUUUUUGGGGAUUUUGGGAAAAAUUGACGAGGGAAGAGCCCGAAAAUGAGCCAAAAGUUGAGAAUUUUCUGAAAAUCGCGUUUUUGAGAGCCCAUGACUCAUGUUAGAGAAGAUUUUAUCAAAAACUGAGCACAGUGCGAUGUUCAGGAAGGUUGAUUUACCAAUUCAAAAAUUUUAGAAAACAUUUUGUGGUUUUAGAAAAUCAGAAAAAAGUUUGUUUUUUAAUACUUGAUUUUCAACUUUUUUAGUACUUAAUAAUCUACAGUAAUCUUCGAAUUUUAUAAAAUCUACAGUAACCCAGACAGUAAUCGGAUUACUGUAGCUGAAACAGUGCUAAUGAAAAUAACCAGAAAAAAUACGUUUCAAAACUUUUAUAACAAAUUUUUUGAAAUUUUGGAAUUUUUGAUAUUCUCUCGGAUUGUUUUUUGAAAUUUUACAGUAACCCUCGAAUUUUGAAAAAAUCUACAGUAAUCGGAUUACUGUAGCUGAAAAAGUGCCAAUUUUUUUUGAAAAAUUUUGGUAAAUCAACCUUGCUGAACAUCGCCCUGUACUCAGUUUUUGAUAAAAUCUCCUCUAACAUGAGUCAUGGGCUAUGAAAAAUGCGAUUUUUCGAAAAUUCUCAAAUUUUGGCUCAAUUUCGAGCUCUUAAAAUUCUAAAUUUCCAGAUGGUUCAUGAAAUCCCAACACAUCAAUCCAGAAGAAGCAGUAUCAGUUCAUGAAUUGAUCAAAUCUCGAAUGAGUAUCGGAAUUCACUGGGGAACUUAUCAUAUGGGAUCUUAUGAGGUAAGAAAUAUCUACUUACCCUAACUAUCCUCGAAUUUUCAGCACUAUUUAGAGCCACGUGACAAAUUGAAAACGUUGAUGGAAAAUCGAGAAGAUUUGAAACACACUAAAUUUAUAACAAUUACUCCGGGAGAAAUUUGGGAAGAUAAUUGA
Caenorhabditis angaria is the source of this 2432-nucleotide messenger RNA. The record is from the annotation of a GenBank genome assembly. Lineage: Eukaryota; Metazoa; Nematoda; Chromadorea; Rhabditida; Rhabditidae.